This is a messenger RNA of Fraxinus pennsylvanica, 1920 nucleotides long. The record is from the annotation of a GenBank genome assembly. Lineage: Eukaryota; Viridiplantae; Streptophyta; Magnoliopsida; Lamiales; Oleaceae.
AUGUGCACAGUCUGGAUGGAUGCAUGUGAAUCAGAGCAAGCAUUACAGAAACGAUCAACUGAAGAGACUACAAGACCCCCAUUGGUUUCUGCUGACAACAAAAAUGAAACUCCUCGUCGGUCCCGAACCAGAGAAGUUAGUUCUAGGUACAGGUCUCCUACUCCAUCGCCAGCUGCCCGUCCGAAAUGCUAUCCUUCGCCAACUGUUAAGGUAUCAUCGACCUCAACUUUACGAGCACCAAAGAGGGCUAUAUCAGCCGAAAGGAAGCGCCCCUCUAGACCAUCAUCCCCACCUAGCCCGUCUCCAUCAACACCAGUCCAGGAUACAACUGCAGAAAUGCUAUUGGCAUCAAGGAAUAUAGUAGGCAACAGAUUACCAGAGUCUUUAUGGCCAUCUACAAUGCGCAAUCGCAGUGUUUCUUUUCAAUCUGAUACCUUGACUCGUCCUGUUAAUAAGAUGGAAAAACCAGUGUCUCGUGCUCUUUCGGAUCGCAAUCUUAAGCCAUCAUUAAAUAUAACCCAUAGACAAGGUGAAACUCCUCCUUCUUCUGGGAGGCCCACACCAGAAAGGAAGAGGAGUCCACUUAAAGGAAAUAAUUCUGUCAAUCUGUCCGAGAAUUCUAGACCGGCUGAUAGUCUGCACAGCCGAUUAUUGGAUCGACAUCGAUGGCCAAGCAGAACCCGUGGAAAAGUAUCCUCCAACAUUUUGAACAGAAGUAUCGAUAUCACUGAAAAAAAUAGCAAAGCGUCAUCUUUAUCCCAUUCAGGAAUGGGUACUCGCCCCAUAAGGAGAUUAUCUUUUGAUGGGGCAAGUAGACCUUUGCAAAAAUCUUCGAGUGACUUGUUAACCUUAGUAUCUAGUGAUGGAAAUGAAAGUUCAAGUUCGAAUUGUUGUUCAGCUGAUGAUAGUUCACUGCUGAUUCAAAAGCCCGGAUCUUCAAGUUUAUUUGAUAGAACACCUUUAGUGAAUCCUGCUGUUAGAUCUCAGUCCUUGCCUCAUGGCUCACGUCCUGCUUCACCCUCUGCAACUAGAGGGAUCAGUCCGUCUCGAACAAAGACUGUCAAUUCCUCUUCUUCUAUAGGUCCAAGUCCUGCUCGGGUAAGACCAUCGAGCCCAUCCAGACAACCACAGAGUUCAACUUCUGUUCUCAGUUUUAUUGCGGAUAUUAAGAAAGGGAGGAAGGCUGCAAAUCACAUAGAAGAUGUUCAUCAAUUGAGGCUGCUAUAUAAUCGACAGCUGCAAUGGCGAUAUGCAAAUGCUCAAGCAGAUACUGUAUUACGUGUUCAGAAAGUAAAAGCAGAGGAUACAUUGUACAGGGUGUGGAGAACAAUUGUGGAUCUGCGGGAUUGGGUGAUCGGGAAAAGGAUUUACAUUCAGCAACUGAGGCUCAAGUUGAGGCUCUGCACAGUUUUGAACAAUCAGGUAGUAUGUCUUGAUGAGUGGGCUUUAAUUGAAAUUGAACACACCAACUCGUUAUCAUGGGCUAUCCAAGAUCUGCAGGCAAGCACUCUCCGUGUUCCCAUUACUGGAGGAGCAAGGGGAAACAUUGAAGUUGUUAAAGCAGCUGUAUGCUCGGCCCUUGAAGUGAUGCAAGCAAUGGGAUCCUCCUUAUGCUCAGUACUAUCACAGGUGGAGGGGAUGAACGGCCUGGUCUCUCAACUUGCUGACGUUUCAGCAAAACAAAGAGCCAUGCUUGAUGAAUGUGAAUCACUUAUGGCUUCUAUAGUUGCAAUGCAGGCAGAAGAAAACAGCCUUCGGACACAUUUGUUACAGUUGAAACAAGCCUGGGAAGACGAUUCAGGGAAAGCAACAAAUCUUGUUGGAAUUGCACAAAGCGGUUUCCUCGAUAACGGAGAAGAAAGAUGCUUUGUAGGUUGUCUUGAGCUUCCUGCUUGGUGGUCUUACCUUCCUAAACAUUAA